UACAAGCUGAACAACAACAACAGCCGCCGUGUGGUAGCUAAGACAGAUCAAACUAAACGCGAGAGCCGCAAUCACGUUAAUUAAUGGCCAAGCAAAAUUGAAAAAGGAGAAAUAAACAAGAACGGCAAGCGAGAUGAACUUUCCGCUAGCUAAUUCCAAUAAAGAUACGUUGCGAGCGGCAUGCAAGAAGUGCGGCUACGCGGGUCACCUGACCUACCAAUGCCGCAAUUUUCUCAAGGUUGAUCCCAACAAGGAGAUACUGCUCGAUGUGGAAAGCACCAGCUCUGACUCGGAGCUCGAUUAUUUAACGCCGUUGACCGAGCUGCGGGCCCAGGAGCUGAAAGCCGAGGGCGAUAUUGAACCAGUUGCAGCAGAGGCAACCAAGCCAGAUAAGAAAAACAGCAGUAGCAGCGGCGGCAACAAACACACCAGCAGUAGCAAACGCAGCAGCAGCAGCAAAACAGUCGCAUCGAAACACUCGAAAGCGGAACGGCACAAGAAACGCAAGAGAAAGAGCAAGAAGCACAAGGAGUCAAAGAUUAAAGCUAACAGUAAAUCAUCAGAUGUGUCUAAAAAGCAGAAGAAGCAACGCACCAGCAAAAAAUCGAAGCGUCGUCGGGCUGCCAGCACCAGCAGCAGCAACUCAUCCAGCACCUCAUCAACCUCAUCGUCGGACAGCGAAUCGACAAGCGAUUCAUCUAGCGACACGGAAUCGGAUUCCAGCGACAACGAAGAGUCCAGCACCAGCGAAUCGGACGAGUAUGGGCGUAAAAAGAAACGCCAAGGCAAAUACAAACGGAAAGCUGAGACAACAGCGCUGCGUCGCAAAAAAUCCAAGUCCAAGCGCAAGAGGCAUCGCACUAGCGCCAAUGCCGGAGCCGGCACUGGCGGCGCUGGCAGUGCAGCAGGCGCCAGCAGUUACCUCAGCAGUCUAAGCGAUAGCAGCACCUACUAGCUAGCAAUGACUACCCAAAGCACUUGCAAUGGCAUUUAGUUAAAAAGGCUAAACAAAUGAAACGAAGCGAGAAAUGAGAAUUGAGAAAUGAGAAAUUAGAGCAACUUAGGCUAGAGUUAUUAGUACCAUAUUGCAUGGAUGAAUCUGUGAAGCCAAUUUAGUUAUCCUGCGCUUCCUCAACCAAAAGCAGACCUUCCAAUCCACACGCCCACUCACACAGACACACAUAUACCUACAUCCUCUCACACACAUAGACACAGACAGGCAUGGAGACACAUUUGAACUCGUGUUAGUUUUUAGUUGACAAUCCUCUCCUGAAUGAAAGUCAUUUAUGAUUUGCAAAUAUAACAAAUUAGUUUGUACAAAUUUGUUCAAUAAUACAUCAAUUUAUAUACAUACAUA
This is a messenger RNA of Drosophila mojavensis, 1357 nucleotides long. RefSeq names its product protein SREK1IP1. Lineage: Eukaryota; Metazoa; Arthropoda; Insecta; Diptera; Drosophilidae. Gene Ontology annotation, molecular function: nucleic acid binding; zinc ion binding. The transcript is spliced from 2 exons. Bases 134 to 955 code for a protein of 273 amino acids. The record is from RefSeq and is a predicted model, not a curated record.